Molecule: messenger RNA, 1592 nt
Organism: Vitis vinifera (wine grape)
Lineage: Eukaryota; Viridiplantae; Streptophyta; Magnoliopsida; Vitales; Vitaceae
Product: E3 ubiquitin-protein ligase PUB23
Exons: 1
Coding region: 118-1353 (411 amino acids)
Biological process (GO): protein ubiquitination
Molecular function (GO): ubiquitin protein ligase activity
Source: RefSeq, a predicted model, not a curated record
AUCUUCAAACAUCUCAACUAUCCUCAACAGCUUCAAGUUCAAAUUCAAAUUCUACCCUCUGAUAUUUCUCAAGAUUUCUUUUAAACUUGAUUCUUGAUUCAGCUCAUCUUCUGGGUGAUGGAAGAAAUCGAUGUUCCUCCAUUUUUCCUCUGCCCGAUUUCUUUGGAGAUUAUGAAAGAUCCGGUGACGGUGUCAACGGGUAUAACGUACGAUCGGGAGAGCAUCGAGAAGUGGUUGUUUUCCGGCAAAAAUAACACCUGUCCUGCGACGAAACAGGUUCUGUCGGCGGACUCCGAUCUGACUCCCAACCACACUCUCCGGCGGCUGAUUCAGGCGUGGUGUACUCUCCAUGCUUCAAACGGUGUAGAGCGUAUUCCGACGCCCAAGAUUCCGAUCAACAAGAUCCAGAUCGUGAAGCUUCUCAAUGAUGCUAAGUCUCCACAGUUGCAGAUGAAAUGUAUCGGAAAACUUCGAGCCCUUGCGGCUGAGAGCGACGCCAACAAGCGGUGCAUUGAGUCCGCCGGUGCAGUUGAAUUCUUAGCUUCAAUAGUGAGCAAAGCCAACUUCACAACAUUCGAAGAGGAAUCAGAUAAAGGGCUAGAGUCCAGGAGCGCGAGCAGUGAAGCUCUAAGCAUUCUCCAUUAUCUCCUACUGUCAGAAGCCGGGCUCAAGAAGCUUGUGGGAAAAAAUGGUGAAUUUGUGGGUUGCUUGGUACGAGUACUACAACGAGGAAACUACGAGUCCCGAGCUUAUGCUGUAAUGCUAUUGAGUUCGAUGCUCCAAGUUGCUGAUCCAAUACAAUUAAUCGCCUUGAAACCCGAAUUCUUCGUGGAAGCAGUGCAAGUUUUGCAGGAUCAUAUAUCUCACCAGGCCACAAAAGCUACACUCAAACUACUAAUUGAGGUUUGUCCAUGGGGGAGAAACAAGGUCAAAGCAGUGGAAGCCGGCGCAGUUUCGAUAUUGACAGAGCUUCUUCUCGCUUCUUCAGAAAAAAGGGCUUGUGAGAUGAUCCUAACGGUGUUGGAUCAGCUAUGCGGGUGCGCGGAAGGAAGAGCCGAACUGUUGAAGCAUGCAGCCGGGAUGGCUAUAGUGUCAAAGAAGAUACUGAGGGUUUCUCACGUGGCAAGUGAACGGGCAGUGAGAAUUCUGUAUUCCAUUUCCAAGUUCUCUGCAACUCCAAGUGUUCUUCAAGAGAUGUCGCAGCUGGGUGUUGUGGCGAAAUUGUGUUUAGUGCUUCAAGUGGAUUGUGGGAGCAGGACCAAGGAGAAAACCAGAGAUAUCCUCAGAUUGCAUGCCAGGGCAUGGAAGAACUCUCCAUGCAUACCCACCAAUUUGCUUUCUUCAUAUCCAUAGGCCCACCGAGAGAACGUGCAAAUUCAUUCUUUCUUAUUUUCCCCCUUUUGUGUACAUAAUUAAUUGAUUGGAUGAAUACCUUAGAAUAGACUCUCUACACGGGCAUUAAGCAGUGCCCACUGAAACAUUUUAUGGCACAUAGAUUGCUAUUUUCAGAAAAUUUAUGUUCCACACAACAUUUCAGAGAUCCUCUUGUAGUUGGUUGUUCUUGGUCUCCUUCAACGAAUCAAUUCUUACAA